UCGUGCCGGAAUUGGCAACACUGAAAUUUGCCACUUUAUCAGCUAUACCAACUAUGAAAAAAAAAUUUGCUUGAUUUUAUCUUGCGUCACAUCAAGCGAUUUGUGAUUGUGUUAUUAUUGAAAUCAUCUUUUUUUUAGUUAUUUUUACUCUCAUUAAACAUGGAUACUUCAAGUAAAUCUGAUUCAGCUCAGAAAGUAACUAUGGUUUACAUUUGUGGAGAAUGUCAUCAUGAUAAUGAAAUCCGAGCAAGAGAUCCUAUUCGUUGUCGAGAAUGUGGAUAUCGAAUUAUGUAUAAAAAGAGAACCAAAAGAUUGGUCGUUUUUGAUGCCCGCUGAACGUAAGCACCAUCAAUUUAGCUGAUAACAAAAAAGAUGCCUCUCAAGUACCUCUCGCUAUGUACUUUAUUUUUUUUACAGUAAUUUAUAUCAUUAUAGAUUUACGAAAAAUUCAAUAAUGUUAAUAGGAUUCACAUAAUAAUCCUUAUAAAAUCUUGUCAUCAUCUUGUCAUUUUGUUGUAAAUAAAUGAAGAAAUUCUAUUUUA
Messenger RNA from Chelonus insularis, 542 nucleotides. RefSeq names its product DNA-directed RNA polymerases I, II, and III subunit Rpb12 (gene Rpb12). The transcript has 3 exons. Bases 160 to 336 code for a protein of 58 amino acids. Gene Ontology annotation, cellular component: RNA polymerase I complex; RNA polymerase II, core complex; RNA polymerase III complex. The record is from RefSeq and is a predicted model, not a curated record. Lineage: Eukaryota; Metazoa; Arthropoda; Insecta; Hymenoptera; Braconidae. Gene Ontology annotation, molecular function: DNA binding; zinc ion binding. Gene Ontology annotation, biological process: DNA-templated transcription.